Messenger RNA from Peniophora sp. CBMAI 1063, 399 nucleotides. The record is from the annotation of a GenBank genome assembly. NCBI's taxonomy places the organism in Eukaryota, Fungi, Basidiomycota, Agaricomycetes, Russulales, Peniophoraceae.
AUGUUCGCACGAAAGUGGUAUCACUCGUUUUCUGCUGAUCUUUCUAUUCGCCGACUCAAGUUACGCAAGAUAGAGACAAUCACGAUCUGGUCUGUAGGCCAUCUGCGCCUGGCCAUCGAAGACGGGAAAGUCCAUAACGCACAUGUUCUUGCUCAGCAGCUACGGGACAUGCCGGAUGACUGGUGUUUCGUGGCUGCUAAUCAUACGGAGACGGUCUACGCCGACGACCAGCUGAUCAGCGGCGUCACACCCACCGACCUGAAUAGACUUGGCCACCUGGAUAAGGAAUUUUACCUUCUGAUCGAAGACGUAGCUGGCGCAAGUAGCCAGGAUCCCCAACGCCCUCGGGAGUUCGUCUUAGCGUCUCGCCUCGACGUCUCGGCGGUGCUCGCCUAUUGA